Molecule: messenger RNA, 953 nt
Organism: Metopolophium dirhodum (rose-grain aphid)
Lineage: Eukaryota; Metazoa; Arthropoda; Insecta; Hemiptera; Aphididae
Gene: Aptx
Product: aprataxin
Exons: 3
Coding region: 289-840 (183 amino acids)
Biological process (GO): double-strand break repair; single strand break repair
Cellular component (GO): nucleus
Molecular function (GO): double-stranded RNA binding; single-stranded DNA binding; mismatched DNA binding
Source: RefSeq, a predicted model, not a curated record
UUUUCAUAACAAAUAUAAGUAUUAUAGUACAAUAUUGAAUAUUGAAUAUUAUAUUAUGCACAUAAUAAUAAUAUUAUGACAUAAUUGUGUAUUUGUGUCCCAUUCACGGAGGCGUAGAGUGCCAUAGCCAGGACUGUGACGGUUGAGAUUACGGCAAUUUGGGUAAAAUAGCUUAACAGACCGUCGGGGAUCGUUCGCUAAAUCCACACCGUCGUCGUCCACCACGUGCCGCGCCAUAGAUUUCAAACGUCCGUCGCGUGUUUUCGUUUUGAAUUGUUCGUCGCUGCCAUGACCAACGAAGCGCGGAACAACCUGAUCCUGUCGAUGAACGACCCGUCGAACAUACUCUACUCGGACGAAUUUGUGGUGAUCGUUGCCGACCAGUACCCCAAGUCCGAACAUCACUAUCUGGUUAUGCCCAAGGAAGACCUGUUCGAUGUUCGCUCGCUCAGAGAGCACCAUAUACCCAAGCUCAUCUAUAUGGAGCUCAAAGGCCUCGAGUACGUGAUGCGUACCACUGGACUGUUUGCACAAGAUUUACUAGUUGGAUACCAUGCUUUUACAUCAAUGAACCGAUUACACUUGCAUGUGUUGAGUAAAGACUUUUGUGGGCCACACAUGAGACUGCCUCACCAGUGGAAUUCAUUUAAUACGGAAUUCUUCAUACCUACUCACAAAAUAAUUUCUGAAUUACAAUCCAUAGGACACACAGUAUUGCCGCCCAACAAGAAAAUUUUGCAUCAACCAGUUCAAUGUAAUAAAUGUGACUUCUUCACCAAUGAAAUUAAACAUUUAAAAUUUCAUUUGAAGAUGGUUCACUAUGUGCCACAAAUUGUUUAAUAUUUACUACCUAUCAAGUUAUACUUAAGUAUUGAUAAAUCAUAAUAUAUUAUACAUGUAAGAUAUUUUAAAUUUUGACCUAUACAAAUAAAUGCAAACUUUUGGAUCCAACA